Messenger RNA from Malassezia restricta, 609 nucleotides. RefSeq names its product essential protein that forms a complex with Rli1p and Yae1p. NCBI's taxonomy places the organism in Eukaryota, Fungi, Basidiomycota, Malasseziomycetes, Malasseziales, Malasseziaceae. The coding region runs from base 1 to 609 and encodes 202 amino acids. The record is from RefSeq and is a predicted model, not a curated record. The transcript is spliced from 3 exons.
AUGUCUGAUGCUGGCGUGAUGGCACCAUGCAGCGCUCAGGACGAAAAUAAGCAAAUUGUGCUCGAACAAUUCAACUUGGACGACGUCACUCAAUUAGAAGAUUUGCCACUUGCAAAGGGACGUCAGCAGGGGUAUGAAAAAGGUCGAAUAUUUGGUAAAAUGGAAGGAAGAGCGCUCGGUCGCGAAAAAGGAUUCGACUUAUGGAAUGAAUUGGGUUACUACAAAGGUGUAAUAUCUAUGUAUAAACGCAUGAUCCAAUCGCAAACGUCUACAAUUGAUGAUGCAACUCGCAAGAAACAGCGACAAUGGCAACAACUCGAAAGUUUUGAAGCAUUAUGGAGCUUAAUACCACAAUACAAUGAUUCGUCUGGUCACAACCCCCCACCUCACCAGGAUGACACGCAGGCUGACACGUAUAAUUUUGGCAAGCUAGUGGAGCGCGUUCGAGCCCGUUACAGGCUUGUAUGCAAAGCACUUGGCUUUGAUCCUCCCCAUUCAAUUUCACCUCACAUGAAUACUUCUGGCACUUCGCUAACGCCAAACCUGCCCCCACAGAAUAUGGUCCGUGUGGCAGGUCAAUUGGUGGAUCAAAAACAUCUGCACUAUUGA